CCACGGAGGCGUGUCUAACGUCCAUUUUCACAACGCACGAAAACCAAUCAUACAGUAGGAUCCUCCUAUACGUUGACAGACAUUGUGAUGGCCAAUGAGAAGAGGUGUAAGUGGAUGACAGGCGGAGCCACGGUCUGGGAGCAGAGUCUGCGUGUCGCCUGACCGGAUGAUGACUGACUGAAGUUUUAUCACUGUAGUUUUCUUUUCCGUCUUGUCUAUUCAUUUAAAUAGCGCGUCACUGUAGCCCUGUUGUUUAGAAUCUAGUUACUGAGCCUAACCCAAAUCUGACAACAAUCACGUUUUAACAGUCGACUUGACUUUUACGCUUUUUCAGGGAAAGGCAAAUCCAGGUUCGCAAGUGAGAGAGCGCAAAGAUCCGACCCACCUCUCUCUCUCCCUGUCUCUCCGAGAAUCCUGAGUUGAGCCCGCCGGAGAGAAGAGCCACCAUGGGGAACCGGGGUAUGGAAGACCUUAUUCCCCUCAUCAACAAGCUCCAGGACGCCUUCAGCUGCAUCGGCCAGAGCUGCAACCUGGACCUGCCACAAAUCGCCGUGGUCGGAGGGCAGAGCGCCGGGAAAAGCUCCGUUCUGGAGAAUUUCGUUGGAAGGGACUUCCUGCCCCGAGGCUCUGGUAUCGUGACCCGCAGACCUCUCGUCCUUCAACUGGUCAACAACCAAGCAGAGUAUGCUGAGUUCCUUCAUUGUAAAGGUCGUAAGUUUGUGGACUUUGAUGAGGUGCGUUUGGAGAUUGAGGCCGAGACUGAUCGCAUCACUGGGUCCAAUAAGGGAAUCUCUGCUGUUCCCAUCAACCUCCGAGUCUAUUCCCCUAAUGUGUUAAACCUGACUCUUAUAGAUCUACCAGGGAUGACUAAGGUAGCGGUGGGAGACCAGCCAGUCGACAUCGAGCACCAGAUCAGAGACAUGCUGAUGCAGUUCAUAACUAAAGAAUCCUGUCUGAUCCUGGCUGUGACUCCAGCUAACCAGGAUCUGGCCAACUCUGAUGCUCUCAAGAUAUCUAAGGAGGUCGACCCUCAAGGGUUACGUACCAUCGGAGUGAUCACCAAGCUGGACCUGAUGGACGAAGGGACGGACGCACGGGACAUUCUAGAGAAUAAACUACUGCCGCUACGCAGAGGUUACAUUGGGGUGGUGAAUCGUAGUCAGAAGGAUAUUGACGGCAGGAAGGAUAUUAAAGCAGCUCUGGGUGCAGAGAGGAAGUUCUUCCUGUCUCAUCCAGGAUACAGACACAUAGCUGACCGCAUGGGAACACCACAUCUACAGAAAACACUCAACCAGCAACUGACCAACCACAUCCGGGACACGUUGCCAGGGUUACGUAGUAAGCUCCAGAGCCAGCUUCUAUCUCUGGAGAAAGAGGUGGAGGAAUACAAGAACUUCAAACCAGACGACCCGACACGCAAGACCAAGGCCCUACUGCAGAUGGUUCAGCAGUUUGGUGUAGACUUUGAGAAGCGUAUUGAGGGAUCAGGUGAUCAGGUGGACACUGUGGAGCUCUCUGGAGGAGCUAGAAUCAACAGGAUCUUCCACGAGAGAUUCCCCUUCGAACUGGUCAAGAUGGAGUUUGAUGAGAAGGAGUUGAGGAGAGAGAUCAGUUAUGCCAUCAAGAACAUCCACGGAGUGAGAACAGGCCUGUUCACCCCUGACCUAGCCUUUGAGGCCAUAGUGAAAAAGCAGAUCAUUAAGCUGAAAGAGCCCUGUCUGAAAUGUAUGGACCUGGUGAUCCAGGAGCUCAUCAACACCGUGCGCCAGUGCACCAAUAAGCUUGGCUCCUACCCCAGACUGAGAGAAGAGACAGAGAGAAUCGUCACAACCUACGUCAGAGAGAGAGACAUCAAAACCAAAGACCAGGUGCUGCUGUUGAUUGACAUUGAGCUGUCUUACAUCAACACAAACCAUGAGGACUUCAUUGGCUUCGCAAACGCGCAACAGAGGACCACUGUUACGGCAGCUAUUAACAACAAGAAGAGAGUGAUGCCAAACCAGGUGAUCCGGAGGGGCUGGCUCACUAUCAACAUAAGCAUUAUGAAGGGGGGGUCCAAAGACUACUGGUUCGUCCUGACUGCAGAGUCACUGUCCUGGUACAAGGAUGAGGAGGAGAAAGAGAAGAAGUACAUGCUGCCUCUAGAUAAUCUGAAGCUGAGAGACGUGGAGAAAGGUUUCAUGUCCACAAAACACACAUUCGCCAUCUUCAACACCGAGUCCAGGAACGUGUAUAAGGACCUACGUCAGAUAGAGCUGGCCUGUGACACACAGGAGGAUGUCGACAGCUGGAAGGCUUCUUUCCUCAGAGCUGGAGUUUACCCUGAGAAAGACCAGGUUGACAGUGAGGACACAGGACCAGCAGAAUCCUUCUCUAUGGAUCCCCAGCUGGAGAGGCAGGUUGAGACCAUAAGGAAUCUAGUGGAUUCCUACAUCGGCAUCGUCAACAAGUCCAUCAGGGAUCUAAUGCCCAAGACCAUCAUGCACCUCAUGAUCAACAGCGCUAAAGACUUCAUCCAUUCUGAGUUGUUAGCCUACCUGUAUUCCUGUGGGGACCAGGGCAGUCUGAUGGAGGAGUCAGCUGACCAGGCUCAGAGGAGAGAUGAGAUGUUGAGGAUGUACCAUGCUCUGAAAGAAGCCCUGCUGAUCAUAGGAGACAUCAGUACAACCACAGUGUCAGCUCCUGUACCUCCACCUGUAGACGACACCUGGAGGACCAAGGAACCCAGCCCCCCUCCUCAGGCCAGACCAGCCCCGGCCGCUGUCCCCCCUCCUAGUCGCCCCCCGGUAGCAAGAGGCCCCACCGCCGCUCCUCCUCCCUCCAGUCCCCAAAACCCAGCUUUCGGGGCGCCCCUUAUCCCCUCUCGACCUGGACCCCCACCAGUCAACACCUACAGUGCAGCGGACCCUGUCGCCAAUGUCCCCCUGAUCCCAUCUCGCCCAGCCAGGGUACCCCCAGCACUGCCCCCCGGCAUACCCAGAAGACCCCCAGCGGCCCCAGGCCGUCCCACCAUCAUACGCCCUUCAGAGCCUUCACUGCUGGACUAGACAGACAGACAGACAGAGACAGACAGACAGACAGACAGACAGACAGACAGACAGAGACAGACAGAGACAGACAGAGACAGACACACACAGACAGACAGAGACAGACAGAGACAGACAGAGACAGACAGACAGAGACAGACAGACAGACAGACAGACAGAGACAGACAGACAGAGACAGACAGACAGACAGACAGCGACAGACAGACAGACAGACAGACAGACAGACAGACAGACAGCGACAGACAGACAGACAGACAGCGACAGACAGACAGACAGCGACAGACAGACAGACACAGAGACAGAGACAGACAGACAGACAAAAUGAACAAUUACCACUCCUAAUGUCCUUUGACUACAAAGAAACACUUUGCGUAACGUUGAUGUUUUAUUCCCUAACAUGAUUCAAGACUGUCUUUCAUGUAUUCUCUCUCAAUAUUCAUAUUGUCCUAUUAUUGUUAUUUCAUGUAUUAUUUACAUUAUUAUUUACUCUUAUUUACUAUUUUUCAUUUAAGCAACACUAUGUACUUUUGAUCACAUUGUUUUUUUUUUAGCUGUUUAAUACCUUCAAUUUUUUUAAAGGAUUGAGAGAGAGAGAAAAAAUGAAACCUACAGUUCAAACCAGGGGAUCAGACAGAAUUUCAAAUCAAACAGGUUUUUGUGAAUACCUAGAAUACUUCUUCACAUGGAAGCACUUAUUCAAAUCUUCUUUUUUUUAUAACAAAUACACUCCAUAAUUAAUAACAAAAUACUUAUUUCUUUAUACUGUUUUAAAUGUUUCUAUCCUUACUGGAUUAUAUGUACAGUUGUAUUUUUAGAUCUAAUCUUCAAUAUGCACUUCGAUAUCUAUGCAGGAGUAUUAUAGUAAGUCUUUUCUAGCUCGCAGCUUUUUUGAAAUUCAUUUUGAUGAAAUGCUAAUUAUGCUAUAAAAUGACUUGAUUUCAAUGGAAACUAGUUAGCUACAACUGCCCUCACAGUUCACUCAAAGAACAGUGGUAACCGGUCAGGGUUGGUGUCCAUUCCGUUUCAAUUUCAGUAAAUUCAGAAAGUUCCAAUCCUCUUCAAUGCUCUUUAAUGAGGAACAUUUGGAAUUGGAAUUUGGUUUUCUCUCUGAAUUGACUGGAAUUGGCACCAACCCUGUAGUCAAUAUAGAUACCUGGUGUCUCGUCAGUUAUCGAUGUUCAAAGGACCAAAUUAGUAGUAGAUAGUUGUUAGAUAAGGGCCAGGAUUCAAUCAAAGAUGCUUUGUCGAUGAGCUCACUGCACUUGACUUUUAAAAGGUCAUUUAUGACAUCCGCAGUGUUUACCACAAAUGCAAUCUCUGCAAACAUCUAGGAAAUUCCCUUUAAAAUGAUCAUUGUAGAGAGUGUUGUUUGCUUAUCGCUUCUUUAAUUAAAUCCCGGCUUUUAGCCCAGUCUAUUGUAAAUGGUAGCUUGCUGUCAAUCUUGCCUCUGCUUCCUGAAUAGACCAAUCAAAAUAGACCUGCUUCCUGAAUGGACCAAUCAAAAUGGACCAAUCAAAAUAGACCUGCUUCAUGAAUGGACCAAUCAAAAUGGACCUGCUUCCUGAAUGGACCAAUCAGAAACCAGACAGAGGGGGUAGUGCACCACAAAGGGAAUAGGAUGCCGUUUCAGACUCUUUGUAUUGUUUUUUUAAAAAACGACUUUUUCUAUUUUUCUAAGUGCCUCUUACCUGUGGCUUUCCUAUUGAAUGAACAGAUGAAUGACAUGAUACAUUAACAAAGGAAUGAAUCACUGGGUGAACAAGGGAUGGUAGAAUAGAACAGUAUUGUGAAGAAGUAUGUAUAAAGAUGUGAUACGGAAUAAUAAAGAGAUAAAGGGACUGA
Molecule: messenger RNA, 4889 nt
Organism: Salvelinus fontinalis (brook trout)
Lineage: Eukaryota; Metazoa; Chordata; Actinopteri; Salmoniformes; Salmonidae
Product: dynamin-2-like
Exons: 21
Coding region: 447-3047 (866 amino acids)
Cellular component (GO): microtubule; cytoplasm; membrane
Molecular function (GO): GTPase activity; microtubule binding; GTP binding
Source: RefSeq, a predicted model, not a curated record